AUGACAGACACAAAUAAGCAAAGGCCCCCAGUCCCCAGCAGCUCAUUUGUUCCGGACCAAGGUGGCGGCCCGAUAAAGCAAGGAGCAGGGGGUGCUAAGAAUCCCUGGGUAAGGACAGGCCACCAAUGGAAACUGAACAUUGCAACCUAUAACGUAAGAUCACUACUUCAAGAAGAGAUACUACUGGAACUCGAGGAAGAACUACAAGGAAUAAAGUGGGACAUCGUUGGACUGGGUGAAGUCCGCAGACGAGGAGAAGAACUCACAGUACUGAAAAGUGGGCACCAUUUCUACCAUAUAGGAAAGAAGAAUAAGAGUGAAGCAGGAGUAGGAUUCCUGGUACACAAAAGCAUCGCCGGUAACAUUUCUGAAAUAAAAGGAAUAAAUGAACGUCUGGCACAAAUAACAAUAAAAAUCAAUAAGAGAUACAAAAUCAAGAUUAUCCAAGUCUAUGCCCCAACUUCAACACACGACGAUGAAGAGGUAGAGAAACUCUACGAGGAAAUAACGGACGUGAUGAAAUGCGGUAAAACACAGUUUACAAUAGUCAUGGGUGACUUUAACGCCGAGGUCGGGAAAAGAGAGGAAGGAGAAGAAAGCACAAUCGGCCCCUUCGGAAGUGGGCAAAGAAACGUCAGGGGGGACCGACUUCUUGAAUUUCCUAUUAGCAACAAAAUGAAAAUAAUGAACACUUUCUUCAAGAAAGGAGCAUCCAGGAAAUGGACAUUGAAAAGCCCAGGCGGGAACACAAAGAAUGAAAUUGACUUCAUAUUAACUGACAACCCUCACAUCAUCCAAGACGUGAAAACAAUCAGCAAGGUGAACGUGGGAAGUGACCACAGGAUGGUAAUGGGCAAGAUGAAAAUCAACACCCGACUAGAGAAGCAAAAACUCCUAAAACCAAAACAAAGUAGCAUCAAACUAGAGAAACUAAAAGAGAAGAGAACAGAAUUUCAACUGGAGUUGAAAAACCAAUUUCAACUUCUGACGGACAAAUGCACAGACGAGGAAGGAAACAGAUCUCUUGAAACAUGGACUGAUCUGCUAGUGGAAAAACCCAAGAAACCGCCAUAA
This is a messenger RNA of Strongylocentrotus purpuratus (purple sea urchin), 1074 nucleotides long. RefSeq lists its product as uncharacterized. Gene Ontology annotation, biological process: chromatin remodeling. The coding region runs from base 1 to 1074 and encodes 357 amino acids. Lineage: Eukaryota; Metazoa; Echinodermata; Echinoidea; Camarodonta; Strongylocentrotidae. The record is from RefSeq and is a predicted model, not a curated record. Gene Ontology annotation, cellular component: nucleus. Gene Ontology annotation, molecular function: catalytic activity. The transcript has a single exon.